This is a messenger RNA of Caenorhabditis angaria, 2779 nucleotides long. The record is from the annotation of a GenBank genome assembly. Lineage: Eukaryota; Metazoa; Nematoda; Chromadorea; Rhabditida; Rhabditidae.
AUGCACCAUGUCGCAGCAGCGGUGGUGAAUACGACGAUUGAAAACGGUUCAGUGGUAUGAUUGAGAAUAGUAGGAACUACCGGCCAAAUGACAGAGCGACAUGAGAACAUAUUUAUCUCGGAAAACCUCCGAAAGUGGUGUAAAAAUAAAAGAAGACAUUUUAUAAAACAAAAGAAUUUAUUCAGGGCAUAGUAAAAGACUUAUACUCGAAUUCCUUCCUUGUUAAACUGAAAGUGGUGUUUGAAAUUGGGAGAGUUUAAAGGUCUAGCAGCGCUCUAACUAUAACUUGCCCUAGCAAAUACUUUCACUAACCUGAAGUUCCUAGGGAACAACGACUGGUAGAAGGUGACUUCUAGGAUCCCAACUUCUAGCGAAUCAGCAGUUCUAGGCAGAAUAAUAGACAGAAGUCUGACGUGCUAAACGUCAGCAAUUCGAGGCUAAAAACUCGGAAUUCUUCUGGUUUUCUUCAACUGGCCUAAAAACGCCGGAACCCAAAAAGGAGACGUCGAUUUAAAGGAGCGACACACAAACUACUGUAGGCGCUACGAGACCCUCGCGGUUGUUUGAAUAUUUAUUAUUUCUCUCUUCUUUUUCUUUCUCUUUUCAGCCUUGUUCGCAGCGUCCGCGACAGUAGUUGAACUACAAAAAAGGUCAGAAUCGUGAUCUACAGUAGUCUAAACUACAGUACUGCUAAAUAUUUUUAGGCUACAGUAACCCGGACUAAAUACAAAUCAAUUGUGAUCUACAGUACCCCCUGAACUACAGUAAUCUUGAACAUUUUCAGAUUAAUUUAUAUUCUGGAGCAUCCCGAACUACAAAUUUUUAGAUCUACUGUAGUCUAAACUACAGUACUCCUGGAAACUUUUAAGCUACAGUACCCGGACUAAAUACAAUGAAUCAAUUGUGAUCUACAGUACCCCCUGAACUACAGUAGUCUUGAACAUUUUCAGGUUUAUUUAUAAUCUGGAGAAUCCCGAACUACAAGGCUACAGUACUCCUAGAUACUUGGAGCCCAGAAGCUACAGUAACCCAAGAAUUUAGAUCUACAGUACCCCGCUUCCCUACAGUACUCACACAAUUCGCCAUAAUCAUCGAAAAAGAUAUAGAAAUUGCACUUUGAAUUAUUAUUUCUGUUAUUACUUCUUUCCACCCCGACAUUUUCUAAAAAUGCCCCAAUUUUUCUGGAUUUUUUGAGUUUUUUUUUGAGUCACGUGACCCAGAAACAAAAUAUUUUGCAAUCUGCGAAAAAAAAACACAAAAAAAAAGAAAAAUGGCUCAUUUUUAGGAAAUUGAAAUUCCAAGUGAAACAAAUGUUAAACACAAAAAUAAUAUCAAUAUUUGUAAUAAUUCAAAGUCUAAUUUCUAUAUCUUGUUGGAUGAUUUUGGUCGCAAAUUGUGUGAGUACUGUAGGGGGAGUACUGUAGAAAAAUACGGUAGAAAAGUUUUGCAGUUCGGGUUACUGUGGUUUCAGCUAUGUACUUAGGGUUACUGUAACUUGUUGGGCUAACCUUCAAUUUUGCAGUUCGGAAUACUGUAACUUUCCUACAAAAAAAUCUUAUAGGAGUUUUGCAGUUCGGGGUACUGUAGAUUUGUAGUUCGGAGGCUACUAUAGAAUUUUAGUUGGAUUACUGUAGGUUAUCUACACUUUUUUGCAGUUCGGAAUACUGUAGUUACGGCGAUACCCUUGCAGUCUGAGUUACUAACAUUCCAGUCAUAAUUUCCAAGGGUUACUGUAGAUUUGCAGUUCGAGAGUACUGUACUUCGAAUUUGGAGAAGAAAAUAUAGACCACGGUUUUCGCAGUUCGGGAUACUGUAGUUUAGUAUAUACAUUUAUACAUUUGCAGUUUGGGAUACUGUAACUCUGAUUUUUGUAGCUAGUGUUUUUUUGUAGGUUAUCCAAUUAGAAAUCUGAAUUUUGCAGUUCGGGUUACUGUACUUCCAUACAACUCACCGGUUAUUUGCAGUCCGGGAGUACUGUAGUUAAGGCAGUAUAAAUUUGCAGUUUGCUGUAUACUGUAAUUAGGAAGGUAAAAACUUUGCAGUUCGGGAGUACUGUAAUUUCUCUGAGCUUCUAUUCUUUUGCAGUUUGGGUUACUGUCUUUUUUUUGGUAAUUUAAUUUUUUGCAGUUCGGGGUACUGUAGAACAAUACACUUUUUGAUGGAUUUUCUAGUUUAUACAAGUAUUUUGCAGUUCGGGAUGACUAGAUUUUUGUAGUUUGGGAUACGGUAGCGCAUAUGAUUUGUAUUUUUUACAAAAAAAUAGGUACAGUAACCCAUUUUUUUCCAGACAAAAAAGCGAAAAAGUGAUCGAGCAGCCGAAGAGCCGAUAAAACCGAAAAAGCCGCCGAAAAAGCACAAAAAACACCAUCACCACCACUCGAAAAAAAGAAAAACCUCCUCAAAUGAUCUCCAGCCAUCUCCCGAUUUUCCGGUGUCAACUGUCGAAUUUCUGAGAAAAAACAGUCCACAAAAACCGCGACGUCGGCGACCAUCGCGACGUCCACACAGCAAGAAAAUCGCCGCCGCGACAAAUUCGCUGCAACGAACUGCGAUCGAGGGAAGAACAUCGACGUGUCGAACUGCAAUACCAAAGACAAUGUCAAAUAACGCGAAGAUGGUGCGAUUCAUAUCGACGCGAACAGCUGAUGAAACACAAUCGAUGGCUGUGGUGGAGAAUAAUGGAGUGGAUGAUGAUUGGAAUAAAAAUCCACCGGUGAGAAGGAAAUCGGAAACUGUUAUUGAGGACAGUGAAAGUAUUCGGAUUCCACCAAAAAAAUGA